Molecule: messenger RNA, 794 nt
Organism: Camelina sativa (false flax)
Lineage: Eukaryota; Viridiplantae; Streptophyta; Magnoliopsida; Brassicales; Brassicaceae
Source: RefSeq, a predicted model, not a curated record
UCUCCCUCUCCACUGUGUACUUUGGAAGGACAUCUUGAAGGGGUAUUGUGUGUAGACUACUUUACUCUUAGCGAUAAACCGUACCUUAUCACUUGCUCGGCUGAUCAGACUGCUAAGGUGUGGGACUACUAAAAACUAAGAGAUGCCUUGAGACACUUGGAGGUCAUACUAACUCUGUUACAGCAGUGUGUUUCCAUCCAGUGAUCCCAAUAAUUAUAACAGUAUCCGAAGAUGCAACUGCCUGCAUAUGGCAUGCCACCACGUUCAGGCUUGAGAAAACAUUGAAGUUGAAGUUUAACCCUACGAGAUGUUUUGCUAUCGGACACAGGAUUGGUUCAUACCAGGUUGUGUUUGGUUGCCUCCGUGCACCCGUUUUGAUGGAAUUUAGCCUUGAAAUACCAUUGGCUAGUAUGGACAAGAAGGGGACAAUUGUUUUUGCUAAACACAGGGAGAUAUACAUAGGGAGUGCCGCAGAUAAGGGUACUGGUGUUGAGAGACCCCGUUGGGGUUUUGAGAGACACCCUUGGGUUUUUAGGCAUUUGCUAACAACCUGUGAUUUUUAUCCUGAAAGCUUAGAGCACAGUCCUGAUGAUAAGUCUGUGGUUGUUUGUGGAGAUGGCAAGUACAUUAAUAUCAAAAAUUCCUUACCACAUAAAGUUGCAUCAUCUGGCUCGGCACUGGAAUUUGUUUUGUCAUCUAAGGGGGGACAUGCUGUCAAGGGAGAUUCGUCACAAAUCGAGAUCUUCAACAAGAACUUCGAGGUUCGUGAUUCCUUUUUGCACUUUCCUUUUUUU